UUCUCGAGAUACAUGUGUCGGAGAAUAAAUAUAUAUGGCCGUCUUCGAUGAGUGAUAUUAGUGAAGAAAUCGGUGGAAUUCGUACGAUUUCUAUGCCUAUUUUAUGUAAUAAUAAAUAAUGUCGUAUAUGUUACAAGAAUAUGAAAUUGAAGAUGAUAUUUCUGACUUGCCUGAUUGGCAAUUGCCCGUUGCAUUCUCUCACAAAAGACAUACAGAAAAAAUUAUUGGUGGUCAUCCAGUUACACAAACAUGGAGGAUGAAAGAAAGAAUGAGAACAGUCAGUGUAGCUUUAGUACUUUGUUUAAAUGUUGGUGUCGACCCUCCAGAUAUCAUUAAAACACAACCUUGUGCAAGACUUGAAUGCUGGAUUGACCCUCUUGGUAUUGCACCCCAAAAAGCACUAGAAGCAAUUGGUAAUAAUUUACAGAAACAGUAUGAACGUUGGCAACCUAGAGCACGAUAUAAACAAAGUUUGGAUCCGACCGUUGAUGAAGUGAAGAAAUUAUGCACUUCUUUGCGUAAGAAUGCCAAAGAUGAAAGAGUCUUGUUUCAUUAUAAUGGACAUGGGGUUCCCAAACCAACUGCUAAUGGUGAAAUAUGGGUAUUCAAUAGAACAUAUACACAAUACAUUCCUUUAUCUAUAUAUGAUUUACAACAAUGGAUGGGAGAACCAUCCAUUUAUGUAUAUGAUUGUUCUUGUGCAGGCCUUAUUGUAGAAUCCUUUAAUCAAUUUGCAAUUCAGCAUGAAAGAGAAUAUGAGUUAGCUGUUGCUAAUAGCAAAGGACAGUAUCAAGGUCCUCCUUUACCUUCUUACAAAAAUUGUGUUCAGUUAGCUGCUUGUGGUCCACAGCAGAUUUUACCAAUGAAUCCAGAUUUACCUGCUGAUUUAUUUACAUCUUGUUUAACUACUCCUAUAAAAGUUGCUCUGCAGUGGUUUGUAUUACAAAAUACAUGUAAACUUGUUCCAGGCAUAACAUUGGAAUUAUUAGAAAAGAUUCCUGGACAAUUAAAUGAUCGGAGAACAAUGCUUGGAGAACUGAAUUGGUUGUUUACAGCAAUAACUGACACAAUUGCAUGGAAUGUAUUACCUAAAGAUAUUUUUCAAAAACUGUUUCGUCAAGAUUUAUUAGUUGCAAGUUUGUUCAGAAAUUUUUUGCUUGCAGAACGUGUCAUGAGAUCUUACAAUUGUAAUCCAAUUUCCUUUCCUCAACUACCAUCAACUUGUCAUCAUCCUAUGUGGAAUGCAUGGGACCUUGCUGUUGAUUUAUGUUUAUCUCAAUUACCAAAGAUUUUGGAAGAUGGAAUUUCAUUUCAUCACAGUUCAUUUUUUGCUGAACAGUUAACUGCUUUUCAAGUUUGGUUAACUUUUUGUACAGAAAAUCAUGGUACUCCUGAACAGCUUCCUAUAGUAUUACAGGUUCUUCUCAGUCAAGUGCACAGGUUAAGAGCAUUAGAGUUACUUGGAAGGUUUCUUGAUUUAGGUCCAUGGGCUGUUAAUCUUGCUCUUUCUGUUGGAAUAUUUCCAUAUGUGUUGAAAUUAUUACAAAGCUCAGCAAGAGAACUUCGUCCACUUUUAGCCUUUGUUUGGGCUAAAGUUAUUGCUGUAGAUAAUACUUGUCAAGCAGAUCUUGUUCGAGAUGGUGGCCAUAAAUAUUUUCUUAAUAUUUUAGCAGAUCCUUAUAUUCCUGCUGAACAUCGAACAAUGGCUGCUUUUGUUAUGUCUUGUAUUGUGCAUAAUUAUCCUUCAGGACAGGAGGCUGCUAUGCAAGGAAAUCUAAUAGCAAUAUGUUUAGAGCAAAUUAAUGAUCCCAAUCCCCUUUUAAGACAAUGGUUAGCAAUAUGUUUGGGAAGAACAUGGUCCAAUUAUGAUGCUGCCCGUUGGUGUGGUGUUAGAGAUUCAGCACAUGAAAAACUAUACACAUUACUAUCUGAUCCUGUUCCUGAGGUAAGGACGGCAGCUGUUUAUGCACUGGGAACAUUCAUUAACAGUUCAACAGAACGAUCAGAUCAUGCAAAUUCUAUUGAUCAUAGUGUUGGAAUCACUCUUAUUAAUUCUGUACUUAAUGAUGGUUCACCUAUUGUUAGAAAAGAAUUAGUAGUGGCACUUCAGUGGCUUGUUUUGGUAUUUGAAAAUCAAUUUGUUGCAGUAGCUUAUCAGUUUUUAGAAGAGGAAAAAGUAAGAGAUACUAUUCAGAGUAGUAAUCCUGUUUUACCGCCAAAUACUGAAAUUUUACAAUCAACUAAUCUACGUAAAGUAGCAUCUAGAGAUCGUCUGAAAGUUCCACCUUCUCCAUUACCUGGAAAUCCUGCUUUAAGCUUAGAUUUAUUAAGCCAUGUUGAUGGCCGAUUAGCAACACCAGCCAGUGAUCGUAUUAGAAGAGUAAACUCUAGUACAUCUUUAAGUAGUUUAAGUGUAAAUACCAAUGUAGGAAGUAGUUAUACUAGUGUUUAUACAAAUAUUUGGAGAGCACUUUUAAUACUAAAUAAUGAUCCUCAUCCAGAAGUUGCUAAUAUGGCUAACCGUGCAAUUAGUUCAAUUAAAAGCAAAGUACAGGUGUUACAUGGAAGUGAUGUAAUUAAAAAUGGCAAAUCCAUAACUUCAUUAUCAUAUUCUGAACCAUCAUCUCCAUCUGGCAAACCAGGUUUCAUAUCGUAAGUAUGCUAAAUAGUUUAUCAAAAAUUAUUUUUUAUCAUCAAAAGAAUACAGUAUUUAAGUAA
Molecule: messenger RNA, 2718 nt
Organism: Centruroides sculpturatus (bark scorpion)
Lineage: Eukaryota; Metazoa; Arthropoda; Arachnida; Scorpiones; Buthidae
Gene: raptor
Product: regulatory-associated protein of mTOR-like
Exons: 19
Coding region: 119-2656 (845 amino acids)
Biological process (GO): cellular response to starvation; positive regulation of cell growth; cellular response to amino acid stimulus
Cellular component (GO): cytoplasm; TORC1 complex
Molecular function (GO): protein binding; protein-macromolecule adaptor activity
Source: RefSeq, a predicted model, not a curated record